AUGAUCUAAGUAUUAGAUUAGAAUGAUAAAGAAAUCUAUAAAUACAGAUUGGCCCAAGGCGAGAAUAAAUUUGGCAGCGACUCAAAAUUGUGCAAAUUUCUUAUCCGCAAUGUCCAAAGUGUACUCUUCUCAGUAGUAAACCAAUAAAUCUAAACCAUAGGCUCUUAUUAACAACGAUGUCUAUUUCACCCAUUUUAGUGACACAUCCAACGUCUACAAGGACUCCACACUCAAACCCUAUUCCAAAGUUGAGAUACCAAAAAACUUUCUCAUUGAAAUUUUUCCAACUAAAAAUUACUACUUUCAAACCUAUAAAUUUAAACUUCUUGAUUUAAGUGAAUCCUCCCAAUAAAACACUUGCAAUUAAGUUGGCACAACCUAAAAUCUUGAAGAAUUUUCAGGAACCAUGCCGCUAGAGGACAUCUUUCAAAUUCCACAAUAAGCCCAGAAAUUAUCUACAACCCAAUCAUUUUGUACAACAACAUAGGUAUUAAACACAUAAGACCCUUGCUCAUCUACAUUAAUUAUUGAAGAAGGCGAUUAAACUGAAAUUUUUACACUUAAUGAACUGAUUGUGUAGUAUUCUAAUAUGAGAUUGAUGAAUUAAUUGACAACUAAUGACAAGCAGGAAGCAGCGACUUAGACAGAUCUUAUUGAGAAGGAACCUCCUCCUGUAUAGAAAAAAGGAACUCUAUUUAGUGAUCUGUUUAAAAUUAAAAAAUAACAGCAAACUACACCAAAUGUGGUUCCAAAAGUUUAGGCUCCUGAACCCCAAAUAGUUGAUUCAACUGUUAUCGAUUCACAAUUAUUAGGGGCCACAGUGAACGAUGAGGAGCAAUAAAAGUUCUUUGAAUAAAAUAAUGAAAUAAAGGGGACUAUGAUUGAUGAAGAAUUAGAAAAGGCCUUUUCGUCUUAAUUCAACAAUAAGGAGGAAUAGAAAUCUUAGGUUUCUCAUUCUCAAUUCAAUAGGAUGAAUAGUAUUAAAUCAGAAAAUGUGUACACGACACCAAAGAUGGAUGUAAAUUCUAACAUCGAAUUGAAUGAUAUUUUUGGCAGUUUGCCAGAACUCCCGAAUUAAAGUAUCGUAUAGCCUUAAGUGAUAAAGAAGUUUUCAUCACUAAAAUCCAACUUAUUCAGUAUUAAGACAGAGGAGAUUUAGGAGGAGAAGAAUCAAUCUCAGUAGGAUGAUACGCCUAAGAAGUUAAGGUAAUAGGAGAAUAGAGGGACAGAGAAUAAAAAGAAGAGGGACAAGAAGAAGAAGGACGUGGUGAAGUAGGUGGGUAUGUUAAAGAAAAUCACUGAUGAAAUUAGUAACAAUUCAAUAUCGGAAUUAGAAGAGGAGAAGAUACAACCUAAAUAAUAAUUGCCUAGACAUUCAAAUUCAAUGGAGUUACCUAAUACAAAAAUAUUGGAGGAGAAAGCAUAAAACAUUGUACCAAAGAGUAGAAGGGGAUUGAGAAAAAAAAGGUUGGUUAAUAAUGAUAGGUAGUUUCGUACGAUUGCUUUUAGUGGUUUCUCAGAAAAUGAAAUUCCUUCAGAGAAAGAUCUGAUGAAACUGGAUCUUGAAUUGGUGGAGAAUUAAUUUGAGAAAUUUGAUUUAUUAAUAAUUAACACGCCUUUUAAAAGGACAUUCAAAUUCUUGGCAGCACUUAUGCAUGGAGCUGAAAUAGUUACUGCUGAUUGGUUGAAGGAUUCUCUUGCACAAUAUGAUUAGUAGAACCAUUAAAAUUAUGUUCCUGAGAGUGAAGAGUUUCAAAAACAAUUUGGGUUGAGCAUAAAAUAAAUAAUACAAUGCAGAGAUGAUUACUUUGAGAGCAAUGACAAUAUCGUAGAAAUUUUUGAAGGGAAAUACUACGUGAAUGAAGAUGUGAUACCUUCAAAGGGUGAGAUAGAAUAUCUGAUAAAAUUGGGAGGAGGACAAGUAGUUAGAAAGGCCAAUAAAAAUGUCUAUGUGAUAAGUGAGAGCAAGAAGCCAAACACAUAUGCAUCUGAUUUCAUUUUGGAUGCAUGCAUGUUUUAAUAGUGA
Molecule: messenger RNA, 2026 nt
Organism: Paramecium octaurelia
Lineage: Eukaryota; Ciliophora; Oligohymenophorea; Peniculida; Parameciidae
Source: the annotation of a GenBank genome assembly